Molecule: messenger RNA, 3282 nt
Organism: Pieris macdunnoughi
Lineage: Eukaryota; Metazoa; Arthropoda; Insecta; Lepidoptera; Pieridae
Source: the annotation of a GenBank genome assembly
AUGAAUUCAUAUUUAAAGGGAAGGAUCCAAAGAGUUCAUGUCAAUGGAGUCACCUCUCCGGGUUCGCAGGUAUCAAUGGGCGUCCCCCAAGGAUCGAUUCUCGGGCCUUUCUUAUUUCUGAUUUACAUAAAUGACCUCCCAUUCUUUGUCAACGAAGUUCAUGAGAUGGUAUUGUUUGCUGAUGACACUUCACUUCUAUUUAAAGUGAAUAGGAAUAACGUAUUAUUGGACGAUGUAAACAAUUCUAUCUCUCGUAUAGUUAACUGGUUUAAUGUAAAUAACUUAUUGCUUAAUGAGAAUAAAACAAAAUGUAUUAGAUUUACAACUACUAGCGUAAAGCGAGAUAUUGGUAACCUGAAAAUUAAGGACAGUGAACUAAACUUUGUUGACAAAACUGUUUUUCUAGGCAUAACAAUAGAUAGUAAACUCCAAUGGGGCCCACACAUAGAGACUCUUUCGAAUAGGCUGAGCUCUGCAGCAUAUGCAGUAAAGAAAAUCCGACAGUUUACUGAUGAGGACACGGCUAAAAUUGUGUACCAUAGCUACUUUCAUAGCGUUAUGUCGUACGGCAUUUUACUGUGGGUGCUGCUGCAGAGGUUCAAUCCAUAUUUGUGCUGCAGAAGCGGGCUGUUCGGGGUAUUUGUUGUGUUUCUCCGAGGGAGUCGGCAACUGGCCAAUCAGUUUUAUGUUGAUAUGUACGUUAAGGUAGAAAGUGAACGAUUACGAUACAUAACAUUAAAUCAAACUAAAUUAAGAGCAGAAAAUUAUAUCCACCUUCAAGACGCAGUAGCGAAUGACGCUAAUCUAAAUCCAAAUGAUAUUGGUAGAAUGAUAAUUUUACCGUCUUCAUUUGUAAAUAGUCCGAGGUACUUACACGAAUAUACUCAGGAUGCGUUUGCUUAUGUACGUACAUAUGGUCGUCCUGACUUAUUCGUUACGUUUACUUGCAACCCAGCAUGGCCGGAAAUAGUAAAUGAAUUAAUGCCGGGUCAAAGCGCGAUUGAUAGGCAUGAUGUAGUCGCAAGAGUUUUUAGGUUGAAAGUUAAAAAACUUAUGUCUGUUAUUUCCAAAGGCAGAAUAUUUGGAGAAGUGAUCUGCUUUAUGUAUUCCAUAGAGUGGCAGAAGCGUGGCCUACCACAUGUCCACAUAUUAUUGUGGUUAAAAGACAAGUUGAGACCCGAUCAAAUUGAUAAUAUUAUCAGCGCAGAAAUACCCGAUCCAAGCACUGACAAGACACUUCAUGAUAUUAUAGUUAAAAACAUGAUUCAUGGUCCAUGUGGACCUGAAAAUCCUCAGUGCCCUUGCAUGAAAGAUGGAAAAUGCACAAAGAAAUUUCCUCGCAAAUUACACAAAGACACUGUCCACAGUGAAAACGGAUACCCACUCUAUCGUAGAAGAGCACCAGCAGACGGAGGUCGAACGGCAUCUGUGAAACUACGAAAUGGGAGUUACGUCACUAUUGAUAAUAUGCGCGCUAUCAAAUAUAUCUGCAAAUAUAUUAACAAAGGCAGUGACCAAGCUAUUUUCAAUUUUAGGAGCACAGAGCUUGCAAAUCGCGUAAAUGAAGUACAUACAUAUCAAUCUGGUCGUUAUGUUAGCAGCAACGAAGCCGUGUGGCGGUUAUUAGGGUUCCCGUUGCACGAAAGGCACCCCACCGUUACACAUCUAAGUGUACACUUAGAGAACGGUGAACGAGUUUAUUUUACAGAAGAUAAUUUCCACGAGCGACUAUCUACUCGACCAAAAACCACCCUUACAGCUUUUUUUGAACUUUGCAUAAGAGAUGAGUUUGCAAGAACUCUUAUGUAUGCUGAGGUACCGAGAUAUUACACAUGGGACGCAACCAGAAAAACUUGGAAACGCCGAAUUCAAGGAACUUCGGUUCAGAACUGGCCUGGUGUCAAAUCUGGAGAUGCCUUAGGACGGGUUUACACAGUCCAUGUUACUAACAUGGAAUGUUUUUGUUUAAGGAUGCUUCUACACCAUGUGCGUGGGCCAACCUCUUUCAAUGAUCUCAAAAAAUACAACAAUCAAGAAUUUUCAACAUUUCGAGAGGCAUGUGAGGCAAGAGGAUUAUUGGAGGAUGACAAUCAUUGGAAUAUAACACUGGAAGAGGCUGCACAAUGUAGAUCAGCGGCCAAGGUGAGAAUGCUUUUUGCUAUACUAAUAGCGACAUGUGGGCUUUCAAACCCUCAACAACUGUGGGAAAGGUACAAAAUUCAAAUGGCCGACGAUAUUUUACACAGAGUACAACAUCAUAAUCCAAACGUUACAUACAAUGAUUUCAUUUUUAAUGAAGCCCUAACAAAGAUAGAAGACCAAGUCAUAACUAUAACUGGGAAAGAUUUGUCAGAUUUUGGGUUGAGCAGGCCGCAAAGAACUGGGGAAGUUUGCAGUGAUAUAAUAAGAGAAUUGAGUUACGAUGCUGCUUCUUUACAACAACAAAUAACUGAGUCUGUUCCGCGUCUAAACCCAGAACAAAAAUUAGUUUUUGAGAAUGUUGUGCAAAAAAUCGAAAGUGGCGAAGGUGGUUUAUUCUUUUUGGAUGCGCCAGGAGGCACGGGUAAAACAUUUCUUUUAAAUUUACUUUUAGCCCAAAUUCGUAAAGAUAAAGGAGUUGCUGUUGCUGUAGCUUCUUCUGGAAUAGCAGCUACGUUACUUAAUGGUGGCCGAACGGCACAUUCAGUACUUAAACUGCCAUUGAACUUAGCUCAUGAGGAAAUGCCAGUUUGUAACAUUACUAAAAAUAGUGACCGUGGACGAAUGUUACAGCAAUGUAAGCUGUUGGUUUGGGAUGAAUGUACCAUGUCCCACAAAAGAGCGAUAGAAGCACUAGAUCGGACCAUAAAAGAUAUUAAGAGUAACCUAAGUAUCAUGGGUGGUAUGGUGGUACUUUUAGCUGGCGAUUUUAGACAGACUCUGCCGGUAAUUACUAGAGGCACGCCGGCAGAUGAAAUAAAUGCAUGUUUAAAAGCGUCUCCAUUAUGGGUGCAUGUAAAAAUUUUUUGUCUGACUACAAAUAUGCGAGUACAACUGCACAGUGAUACACAAUUGGUGCAAUAUGCGGAUGCUCUUCUGAAAAUCGGAGAAGACCGUAUGGAAACAAAUAGUGACGGAAUGAUUACAUUGAAUCGUGAAUUUUGUAAUGUUGUCUGUAACAUGGAUGACUUAAAGAACAACGUCUAUCCCGAUCUUGCAACCAAUAUGAAGAACAGACAAUGGCUGUGCGAAAGGGCAAUUUUAGCACCGACAAACGAAGUAGUGGGGCAGAUCAACGAAUAA